AUAUCCGACAUUAUUGUGGUGGUCUCUCCUGAAAAUAUUGAAACAAUGAAGUCUAUCAUUGAAAAAUAUGGCCACAAAAGAGUUAUGAUAGUAAAAGGUGGAAUAACUCGUCACCGGUCAAUUUUCAAUGGACUGAAAGUAUUUGCAGAGAAUGAAUUUUCCAACCAUCUGCUCCAGAAACCAGAAGUAGUGAUUAUCCAUGACGCUGUGAGGCCAUUUGUUGAAGAAGAUAUUCUUUCAAAAGUGGUUAUGGCUGCUAAAGAACAUGGGGCAGCAGGAGCAAUUCGUCCUCUAGUUUCUACUGUUAUUGCUUCUGCUGCAGAUGGCUGUUUAGACCACUCAUUGGAACGUGCCAGGUACAGAGCGAGUGAAAUGCCUCAGGCUUUCUUGUUUGAUACAAUCUAUGAAGCGUACCAACAGUGUACAGACUAUGACCUGGAUUAUGGAACUGAAUGUUUGCAUCUGGCUCUGAAAUACUGUAACACAAGUGCCAAACUUGUUGAAGGAACAGCUGACCUCUGGAAGGUGACCUACAAGCGGGAUCUGUAUGCAGCUGAAUCGAUUAUUAAGGACAACCUAUCACAACAAGUUUGUAUUAUUACCAAUGUGAAGGAAGCUGUUGCACAAGUAGGUUUUCUCCUUCAUGAAUGUCUGAAAAGUCAAAUAAAAGUUGAAGCUGUAUCAACAUGUCUAAGCAAAAAUGAUAGCCAUCUACAAAACAUCUUUUCAGGACAGUGCUACAAUUUUAUUUGUGUAAAUGAUAAAAAGUAUGCCAUUCAGGAAACCCAGCAACUAGUGGAUAUGUUGGAAAAAUCAAAUAUUCCUCUCUCAUAUCCAGUUGUCGUUAUUUUGGUGCACUUGGAUAUUUCAGAAAAUAUUUCUUUCAGCAUUGGGAUGGAAGAACUAACUAGGAUCAAGAAAUUUGCAAGGGAAGUGAAAAAGAAAAAUAUUUUGGUUUAUGGUCUCCUUAUCCAAUAUAAGGACCAUUUGCUGCUUCAGGAGACAGUAAAUUCUGCUGCUGCUCUUAUCAUGGCAUUAAUAAAGGACAGAAACCCGGAGCUGACUGGGCAGCUGUUGGUAGCAUAAGACCAUAAAUCAUGUGUAGCUUUUGGAAAUGUUUCUUUUUCAUCAUCCAUUCACCAAAGGUCUUGAAUCAUUUUACUCUUUGAUGAAAACUCUGGAUUUAUGACAUUUACUAUUAAGAUCUUUUAAGAACAUAUUUUUGAUACUUAAAAUGCAAGUCUGAUGUUAUGUAUAAAGUGUAAAAUGAAAUACAAAUCAUUCUGAGGUACACUGGGUACAUACUGUGAGGAAUGAUACUGAAAUGUUUUUGUGAGGUACUGAUCAUUUAAAAAGGUGCACAGAGGACACCAAAGUAUUCAGUCUUCAUGCAGAAUUGUCUUUAACCAUGCAUGUGUGUUGUACUCUAGGACUGCAUGAAAGAAAUCUGAUUUAAGAUAAAAUAAUACUAAAGCACAGCUCUUGUUCUUUAUAUGAAAUUAUUUAAAAAUUGCUGCUAUACCUCUUAGUGAAUGUAGAGCUCAUUAUACAGUGUAGCCUUCCUGACAUCAAUAGAAACGCACAUUGCAAGAAGUAUUUGAAGGGUCAGGUCCCCGUCCUCCAUGUAAUGAAGGUAACCUUGAGACAAAGAAAAGAUGUGCGUGGGGGCAAUGAGGUGCUAAACCCCAGUUUUCCAGAUGCAGUAUGCUCUGGCUGUAGCACUCCUUAGUGCUACACUUCUUCCAGUAUCCACGUACCAUCAUUUCGAAGUAGCUCAAAUAGCUCCUCUGAGUACUGUAUUACACAUACUCUUUGUACGUGUACGUAUAUGCAUGUAUAUGCAUAUGCACGCUUAAAGGAAGAGUUAAGACCGAAAAAAAUGUUUUGCAACCCACUGUGUAGGUAAUGGAGAAAUAGGAAGAUUCUGUUAGCUCAUCUACAAGAAUCCAUUAUUCAUCUCUUGCUGGUUAGCAUGUGUAUGUAUUAAAUAGUAGUGAAGAGAACUGAGUGUUAUGAGUUCAAAUAUAUGCUGCAUUGAUAUUCAAGUGUGGAAAGUUGGGACAGGAAGGUAAAAUGGUGAAUGGUUAUUAUGUGGAGUAUCUCCAGGUAUCAGAACCACUAAGAGCAGUACAAGAAGAGGACAGUCCCUGAAAACACCUGUCCCUCCCUAUCCAUCAGACUCAGGAAUUCCAGCUUUCCUGCAACUUGUGAAGGGGCUAGGUUCAUGUCUUACCUACCUGCCGUGAUUGGAGUAAGGUCUUGGAGAAGUAUCCCCACCAGAAGUGUCCAGUGAGCCCCCCAUUCAGUCUGUCCUGAGGGAGUGCACUGUCAGUUCAGCAAGUUUCCCUCUGAAACCAGCAUUCCUUACUCCCACCAUGUUCCGCUCCCUCUGUUGCUCAGACAAAACUUAGGAUAGCAUGAUCC
Messenger RNA from Pygoscelis adeliae (Adelie penguin), 2424 nucleotides. RefSeq names its product isoprenoid synthase domain containing (gene CRPPA). NCBI's taxonomy places the organism in Eukaryota, Metazoa, Chordata, Aves, Sphenisciformes, Spheniscidae. Bases 46 to 1086 code for a protein of 346 amino acids. Gene Ontology annotation, cellular component: cytosol. Gene Ontology annotation, biological process: protein O-linked glycosylation via mannose; isoprenoid biosynthetic process. The record is from RefSeq and is a predicted model, not a curated record. The transcript has 9 exons. Gene Ontology annotation, molecular function: D-ribitol-5-phosphate cytidylyltransferase activity.